This is a messenger RNA of Raphanus sativus (radish), 813 nucleotides long. RefSeq names its product receptor-like kinase TMK3. The transcript is spliced from 3 exons. Gene Ontology annotation, molecular function: protein binding. The record is from RefSeq and is a predicted model, not a curated record. NCBI's taxonomy places the organism in Eukaryota, Viridiplantae, Streptophyta, Magnoliopsida, Brassicales, Brassicaceae. Bases 1 to 813 code for a protein of 270 amino acids.
AUGGCUGUCUUUGGAGCUUUGGUUUAUUAUCAUGUGGAGUUAUUGAUGUGCAAGAAUGUGAUUGUGAUUGCAAAAGACAAGGAAGUCAUGUGUAGGUACGAGCCUCUGUCGGCUUCAUGCAUCGAUACUACAAUAUCUGGCCUCUCCUCAUUGUCUUUGCCUAUUAGACAAGGUAAAGGCGUCACCGGCACUCUCCCUCCCGAUCUCGGUAAACUCUCCGAGCUCAUCGUCCUCGAGUUUUUUUCCAACAAAAUCUCUGGUCCGAUCCCCAAUCUCUCCGGUCUAACGCAUCUACAGACGCUCAAUCUCCGCGACAACCUCUUCGACUCCACGCCGAAGAAUCUCUUCUCCGGGAUGAACUCGCUGCAAGAAGUCUACCUCAACAACAAUCCCUUUCCUGCUUGGGAGAUUCCGGAGACAGUCAAAGAAACCACGUCACUCAAGAACUUAUCUCUCAUCAACUGCAACAUUAGACAAGGUAAAGGCGUCACCGGCACUCUCCCUCCCGAUCUCGGCAAACUCUCCGAGCUCAUCGUCCUCGAGUUUUUCUCCAACAAAAUCUCUGGUCCGAUCCCCAAUCUCUCCGGUCUAACGCAUCUACAGACGCUCAAUCUCCGCGACAACCUCUUCGACUCCACGCCGAAGAACCUCUUCUCCGGGAUGAACUCGCUGCAAGAAGUCUACCUCGACAACAAUCCCUUUCCUGCUUGGGAGAUUCCGGAGACAGUCAAAGAAACCACGUCACUCAAGAACUUAUCUCUCAUCAACUGCAACGUCACGGGUUCGAUUCCCAAUUUCUUUAAGAAAAAUUAA